This is a messenger RNA of Planococcus citri (citrus mealybug), 4242 nucleotides long. Its product is annotated as atos homolog protein A-like. NCBI's taxonomy places the organism in Eukaryota, Metazoa, Arthropoda, Insecta, Hemiptera, Pseudococcidae. The record is from RefSeq and is a predicted model, not a curated record. The transcript is spliced from 13 exons. Bases 497 to 2977 code for a protein of 826 amino acids.
UUUUGUUCACAGUCAACAUGAAUGGAACACACUGAGCACAACACUAAAGUGUUACCAUUUUGGUAAGUUUUAAUUUGAAAAAACCUCAGUGUGCUAGUUAAAGAGUUCGAGGUGGAACGUGUGUUGGUCGUUUGGUGUUCGGUUGGCUUCGGAUUGUUUUAUUUUUUUCGCCAUUCGCCAAUUUCUUCGGUUUAAUUACUAAUUUCAAUAAACUAUUUAUCGAGUUAUAUUUCACAAGUGAACUUCAACGUGUUAGUAGUAAUUUGUAAACAUCUUCUACGAAGGAAACCUUCGGUCUCAGAGUAUGCUGAACAGUUACAGUUUUCGUUGUUAAAUCAUCUUAUCGAAUACGAGCAAUUAUCAUAAAAAAUGAAAAAAAGGAAUGGCAAAAAGAAGAACGAUUUCGUAAAAAAGUUUUCAGUCGGAUGAAGAUAUAUUGAUCGUGAAUUAAUCAUAUUUGUCUUUGAGAGAGAAAUAAGCACACUCAAACCAAGCCAUGCAUUGCGCAAAUUUAGACGGUCCAGUGAAAGGCGCCACGCAUCCGUCGCCUCAGCGUUUAGCGCAGCAGCUACAGCAGACCACGGAGACGAAAGAAGAAGAGAAUUUGAGAUUAAUAAAAAGCGUACUGGAUGCCGGUAUUUUGAUACUGGAAGGUCGACUUCCCGAGCCAACGUCGAAACGAGGUUACGUAGAAGGCCCUCAUUGCGUAUUACACCCGGAGUCUCGAGAACAUCAAUGUGAUUUAGAUAGAUACAUGUGCCAAAGAGCUGAAAAGUAUAGACAGUUGAUGAGUACUUUAUGGAAUGAAUACAAAGGUAUUUGCAUCGAAUUACGAAUCUGCGCUAAUUGCGAAUGCGGCGAAGAACAAGUUUGGAAAAAUACCUCUUCAAAUUUCGAUCAUAUUCUGGAACAGUGGUGCUUCGAAUUGACCAAUGUUAGAAACGAAGACGAAGAUCUCGGGAUAAUGAAUUGGCACGGUUUAAUGCAGGCUAUUCGAUCGCAGAUUCAUUUCUCACAGCUGUCAGCCUGGUGGUCCAGUAAUUCGGCUCAAUUACCAAAGAAUAUUACCUAUCACGUAUUACCAUUAAGUCAAGCUGAUGCAAAUAGCUGUUCGUUACAGCAUAAGUUCCCCGUGCUUUCAUUUACCACAACGUACCUGCAGGUCAAAUUACGAAGUCAACCACGUAGCGAAACGUUACCAAAUGUUCAUUGUCCUGUUCACUGUAAUAAGGAUGACGUAGUAGUAGACGAUAGGAUGAAAAUUACGUGCGAUAGAUUCGGUAAACAUCAUUGCCAAGCUGUGGAAGACUUGGAUGAAAAUGAUAACGAGACUUGGUGCGAUAAGCAUAAAUUCGUCGACGCUUUUGAUAAAACCGCCGAUCACCCGUUUGACCUGAUACGCGGAUCCGAUAAAAUCACCAGCGAUGUGUUACCCUUACCCGUACCCAUCAGAAACGGGCAUACUCAUAAACAUUGUAAAAAGAAGUGUUCGAGUUCGGCUUCCAGCGCGAAAUCUGUCAGAGAAAAUGAAGGAGCGUUGAAACGAGAUUUGAUCAAUGGUCGUUUCAACGGUGCUGUUACCUUGGAGACUAAUUCGGAGCCUAGGAUAUCUAUUCAUAGAGCCAGAUGCUAUUACAGUCCUUCUUCCAACGCUGUGUUUAUCCUCUCGAGCCAGAAAAAUUUACCGGAAGAAUUUGGCGAGAAGAAAUUACUCUAUUCUCCAAAAACGAACUACCUGUCGAUAAAUCAACCUCACGUCGGAGGCUCGAACGAAGACAAGAAGUUCGACUUAUCCGCCGGUAAAUUAGCCGAAGAAACUACGACGCAAUUUUUCAAUAUUUGCAAUUGGACGAACACGAUGGUAUCGAGCGUUGUAUCGAAAAUGAGAAAUGGCAACUCGUUCCUUAAUAAUUUACCGGAUCCGAACUCGUUGAGCGAUUUUUUCACCUUUUCUAAGCCCGAUUCUGUGGAUAAAAAUUGCGUCGAUAAAUCUGGCUCGCACGAGGCAGUGAUCGCCCAAGGAAUUAAUUUCAACUCGGACGCUAACAAUGGGCAUGGGCGAAUUAAUUCGAACUGCGAAUCGAACGACGGCGGAAGUAGCGAGUAUUAUGAAAAUAAACACCAGUGUAUAAAUGCCAUUGCAAAUACAAUCACAAUCGCAGACACCAAUUGCAAAAUUAAUAAUUUAAAAAGUAGCCCGUCAGAUUCCUUAUGCAACAGCUCUUCUUCGAUAAAAAUGGAAAUGAAUCUGGAAGAGACGAGAAGCAAAGCUUUUAGAAAUUAUUAUAAACCAUCCGCCUUGCACGAGAAAAAUUUCGAGGAAGUUAAAUUGAAAAGUUUUCGCGAGAAACGUUUCCAUUUCGAGAGUUCCGCGUCUAGAAAACGUUUGUUACCAUUUGUCGGAAAUGUGAUAGAAUCAGUUUUAAGCGGUCGAGUUCAUUUUACCAAUUGUAUAGAAAAUUUUAAAAUCAAAGUUACAUGCGGAGGGUCAUUUGGAAGUAUACAGAACAGCACCACGGAUUUACCAGCUGCCGCUUAUUAUUACCAUUUUGGAGAUGGAAUUUUAUCCAAAUCGUAUUUAGUUAAAAGUUUCAUUCCAGAAAACGAGAAAGGUAUCCAAAUUCCUAGCUCGGGUCGACUUCAGAUAGGUAUUUUCAACACCGAAGAAUCGUUGAUCAAAGUUUUCACAGUAUCUUACGAUUUAACCGAUAUGCCUCGUUGUACCAAAACGUUCCUACGUCAUAGUAAUUAUUUCACGCCCAAGUGUAGCAGCGAAAAUAACGUGAAAUGGUUACAGUCGUUUUUACAAUUAAAAUGUAGGUGCUCGAAAUCAGGCCGUUUAUAUCUGCAGAGCGAAAUAAACGCCAUCAUGUUCCAAAAAUCCGAUCUAAAUACGGCCUGCGAGUUCAAAAUGAAAACCGAUUUAAUGCAUCAAGAUAUCACCGAAAUAGCCUACAAAACAGACCAGUCGUAUUAGGCGGGGGAAAAGAAAAAUCCGCACACAUCGGAUACACUCUUAUACAUUUAUAUUAUGGUAAAAUUGAUCGUAGCGUCGUUUUUUUCCCUCUCUCGCGUGCGCAGAAUUGCUCAAGAAGAAGAAAAAAAAAUCGAUGUAUUUUUUUAAUUCAUACCUCUUUGUACUAUAAUUUUAAUUACCAGUCUGGCGAGUCCCCUAAUUUACGGAAUUAAUAUCCGUCUACAGUGUUUUUUUUUCUUUUUUUUCCUUCAAUUAUUCCAGAAUUUGCGAAAAAUUAUUUUAAUUUAUUUAAUUUUAUAUAAUGUAACCUGGGUGGAGUUUGUUUUAGAAAAGAUCGAUUUAAGGAGUAAAUCGAUGCGACGACCCAUAGUUUUUUUUUUUAUUUUAUGUUCGAUACAUAAAGAUAUCGUAAUAAUAUUUCAAUUCAGGCGUCCUUUGCAUGUUUUCAAUUUAUUCGAGAAAACAAAGUACAAAUUAGAUGUAUGUGUUUUAAUCAUACUUACCAUAUUCGUGUUUGUCUCGGUACAUCCCGUGUUGUAAUUAAUCUUUUUAUUUUUUUUUCUCCAAUUGAGGCAAUUUUUGAGCUUAUUAUAUUCGUGUAAAAUGUGUAUAGUAUGAGGUAAGAAACGGUAAAAUAUUCGUGUCACCUUAGAAUUCCCCUUUUUUCCUAUUUCAAAGGUGAAAAAAAUUGAAAAAAAUUUCACCUCUGUUUCCAAAACAAACAAAAAAAAACACAUUCGUGUAUUUGACCAUUUUUUUUCUUUUUUUUUCAAUUUACUACUAAUAGAGUAUUAAUGUGUAUGUGAUUAUGUUAUUUUAUUUAUUUUAGAUCUCAUCGAAUUUUUUUUAUAGUUAAGUUUAGGCGUAUUGUAGUGGUUUUUUUCCUUUUUUUUUCUUUUUUUAACUCUCUUACAUUUACCUACGUUGUUAAUUGAACUUCGAAUAUACGAAGAUGUAGUUCGAAGUAAAUACCUUGUUUGGUACAAUAAGUUUUGUCUCUGUGAUUUUCACCUUCUUCACGUUUCAAAUUUCUCUGAUGUUUUUCUUUUUUUUCUUAAUUUUUUUUUCUCUUCGUUGUCUGAUAGUUUCAAUAAUGUGUAAUUACUAUACUAUUGAAUGAAAAAAAUGUCUGUGGUGUAAAUUUGUAUAAUACGUACUGUUCCCUUCUUUAGGAGUUUAUUUUAGACGCGUCCACUAGUGUAUUUUUACAAUUGUUGUUGCGUUUUUAUUUCGUGUUAAAGUAAUAUAUUAUUUGAUUAAUUUAA